This is a messenger RNA of Acyrthosiphon pisum (pea aphid), 843 nucleotides long. RefSeq names its product cuticular protein. NCBI's taxonomy places the organism in Eukaryota, Metazoa, Arthropoda, Insecta, Hemiptera, Aphididae. Gene Ontology annotation, cellular component: extracellular matrix. The coding region runs from base 72 to 737 and encodes 221 amino acids. The record is from RefSeq and is marked validated. The transcript is spliced from 2 exons.
AUCAAUCACCAACGUUUGAUCUGUAACUGUCGCAAUUCAAGCACACAAAUACAGCCACUAAAACCAUCAAAAUGGCAUACAUGUUCGUAGUCAUCGCCGCCUCCAUCUUGGCCACCGCCUACGGAUCUCCCGUAGCAGCACCCAUCUACGCCGCUGGCCCAGCUUACUCUGCACCUGCAUACGCUGCUGCCCCGGCAUACGCUGCACCCUCUUCAUACUCUGCUCCUUCUUACAAACCCGCUUACAAACCAGCAGCAUACGGACACGAAUCUUACGAUGCCCCAGCUCCAUACAACUUCGAAUACAGCGUAAACGACCCACACACCUACGACGUCAAGAGCCAAUCUGAAUACGCCGACGGAAACGGUUACGUCAAGGGAUCUUACAGCCUUUUGGAAGCCGACGGUUCCACCCGUACCGUUGAAUACACCGCUGACGACUACAACGGUUUCAACGCCGUCGUCAAGAACGAAGGUGGAUACAAGGCCCCAGCUUACGCUGCACCAGCAUACUCUGCACCAGCCUACAAGGCCCCAGCCUACGCUGCCCCAGCCUACGCUGCACCAGCCUACAAGGCCCCAGCCUACGCUGCACCAGCUUACUCUGCACCAGCCUACAAGGCUCCAUCUUACUCCGCACCAGCCUACAAAGCCCCAUACUCUGCUCCCUCAUACUCUGCCCCAGCCUACAAGGCCCCAGCAUACGCUGCACCAGCUUACUCCGCCCCAGCUUACUAAGCUAAAUUUUUGACUUUUUAAAACAAAAAUGUCAGUUCUAAUUUAUUGUUAUUUAUUUAUUUAAAUGUAAAUAUAAUAAACAAUUAAUAUUUGCAAAUCCGUAAAA